AUGUUUGCAAUGCUUACACUCUUCAACCCCAUCGAAUAUGUCUUCUAUAUAACGUUUCUGAUAGGUAUGUUAUCGCUGCUACUGGCGAGCAUUCAAGCUCCUUUAUUGCUGAAAUAUGGCAAAACUUUACCUGAGAAUGCCAGUAGAGGUCAAGACAAGAACUUGUGGGUGCUCUUUCAACACUUCACGGUACCCAAAAGCUGGUUCAGUCACUUUUAUGUUUACUCCGGGUUUCUAUCGUGUGUAAACAUGACGCUAUUGCAUUUCAAAACGCUCUCCCUUUUGAUGGCCCUACAUUCUAUGAGAAGACUCUAUGAGACUAUUUAUGUCAACAAAUCCAAGCCUAGCGCUAGAAUUCAUGUAUCACACUACUUGGUGGGAUUUUGGUUUUAUUCUGCAGUAAACUAUGCCAUUUACACAAGCAGGCCUGAUACUUGGAGCCCACCGCUUAUAAGAAGCUUUGCGAUGCUGCUGUUCGCAAUUGCAUCGUGGGACCAAUACAAAAGUCAUUUGCAUCUAUCGCAGUUGCGUAAAUACACAUUGCCCACAAAGGGCUUAUUUCGAUUAGUGGCCAGUGCACACUAUUUGGACGAGAUACUCCUAUAUUCAGCAUUGGCACUCUACUCUCGAUCCACAAAAUUACUAGUGUGCUUGCUAUGGGUGAUAUCCAAUCUUUCCGUCUCUGCCAUUGAAACAAGACAAUGGUAUUUGCGAAAAUUUCCACAAUCGACUCCAAAGUUUGCAAUCAUUCCUUACAUUCUGUGA
Molecule: messenger RNA, 765 nt
Organism: Lachancea lanzarotensis
Lineage: Eukaryota; Fungi; Ascomycota; Saccharomycetes; Saccharomycetales; Saccharomycetaceae
Gene: DFG10
Product: LALA0S01e02256g1_1
Exons: 1
Coding region: 1-765 (254 amino acids)
Biological process (GO): dolichol-linked oligosaccharide biosynthetic process; polyprenol catabolic process
Cellular component (GO): endoplasmic reticulum
Molecular function (GO): 3-oxo-5-alpha-steroid 4-dehydrogenase activity
Source: RefSeq, a predicted model, not a curated record